UGAUGUAGAGGAUUUGCCGGCGCGGGACCGACCUGGCAACUCUCGCGAGAGCGCUCACGAGGUCCUUCCUGUCUCGCCGUUGCUGCGGUUUGGCUGCGUGGCUUGGAUGGACUGGUGAAAUAGUGAAAAAUACCACUAAAACAAGUCUCCUUUGGGCUUUCAUCAGACCGCCACCAACAUGCCGGCGUAUUUCCAACGCCCAGAGAACGCUCUGAAGCGAGCGAACGAAUUUCUUGAGGUUGGCAAGAAGCAGCCAGCUUUGGAUGUUUUGUAUGAUGUCAUCAAGAGCAAGAAACAUCGAACAUGGCAGAAGAUCCACGAGCCCAUCAUGCUCAAGUACCUGGAGCUCUGCGUGGAUCUCCGCAAGAGCCACCUGGCCAAAGAGGGUCUCUACCAGUACAAGAACAUCUGCCAGCAGGUUAAUAUCAAAUCUCUGGAGGAUGUUGUUCGGGCUUACCUGAAGCUGGCGGAGGAGAAGACUGAGACGGCUAAGGAGGAGUCUCAGCAGAUGGUCCUGGACAUCGAGGAUCUGGACAACAUCCAGACCCCGGAAAGUGUCCUGCUGAGUGCUGUGAGUGGAGAGGACACUCAGGAUCGUACUGAUCGCCUUCUGCUCACCCCUUGGGUUAAGUUCCUGUGGGAGUCUUACCGCCAAUGCCUGGAUCUGCUGAGGAAUAACUCCAAGGUGGAGCGGCUGUAUCAUGACAUUGCCCAGCAAGCUUUUAAGUUCUGCCUUCAGUACACCCGCAAAGCCGAGUUCCGCAAGUUGUGCGACAACCUGCGCAUGCAUCUUGGACAAAUCCAGCGGCACCACAACCAGAGCACCGCCAUCAACCUGAACAACCCUGAGAGCCAGUCCAUGCACCUGGAGACGCGUCUCGUGCAGCUGGACAGUGCCAUAAGCAUGGAGCUCUGGCAGGAAGCCUUCAAGGCUGUUGAGGACAUCCAUGGUCUGUUUGCUCUCUCAAAGAAGCCCCCGAAACCCCAGCUCAUGGCAAAUUACUACAAUAAAGUUUCGACUGUGUUCUGGAAGUCUGGAAAUGCCCUCUUUCAUGCCUGCACCCUCCACCGGCUCUAUCACCUGUCCAGGGAAAUGCGCAAGAAUCUGACUCAGGAUGAGAUGCAGAGGAUGUCCACCAGAGUCCUCUUGGCCACACUGUCCAUUCCCAUCACCCCGGAGCGUACGGACAUCGCUCGACUGCUGGACAUGGACGGCAUCAUUGUAGAGAAACACCGUAGGUUGGCGACUCUCCUGGGUCUGCAGUCUCCACCAACCCGGCAGAGUCUCAUCAACGACAUGGUGAGAUUUAACCUGCUACAGUAUGUGGUCCCUGACGUGAAGGAGCUUUACAACUGGCUUGAGGUCGACUUUCAUCCCCUGAAGCUGAGUGGACGAGUGGCAAAGGUUCUGAACUGGGUGAGAGAUCAGGCUGAGAAAGAGGCUGACCUGCAGCAUUAUGUCCCACACCUGCAGAGUAACACCAUCCUCCGACUCCUGCAGCAGGUUGCCCAGAUCUACCAAAGCAUCGAGUUCAGCCGUCUGGCCUCCCUUGUUCCAUUUGUGGACGCUUUCCAGCUGGAGCGCUCCAUUGUCGAUGCCGCACGACACUGUGAUCUGCAGGUUCGGAUAGACCACACGUCUAAAACUCUGAGCUUUGGCUCGGAUCUGAACUACUCGACCAAAGAGGAUUCUCCUGUCGGUCCUUUCCUGCAAAACAUGCCGUCAGAGCAGAUCAGGAACCAGCUAACCGCCAUGUCUGCUUCUUUGGCUAAGGCCAUCCAGGUCAUCAAGCCCACUUCCAUCCUGCAAGAACGCGAGGAGCAGAGUCAGCUGGCCAUUGCUGCCUACCUGAAGAAUGCCCGCAAGGAUCACCAGCGCAUCCUGGCUCGCAGACAAACCAUCGAGGAGCGUAAAGAGCGCCUGGAGAGCCUCAACAUUCAGCGAGAAAAGGAAGAAUUGGAGCAGCGAGAAGCCGAGAUGCAGAAAGUCCGCAAGGCCGAGGAGGAGCGUCUACGGCAAGAGGCCAAAGAGCGAGAGAAGGAGCGCAUCAUGCAGGAGCACGAGCAGAUCAAAAAGAAGACUGUCCGGGAAAGGUUGGAGCAGAUCAAGAAAACUGAACUGGGUGCCAAAGCCUUCAAAGAUAUUGAUAUUGAGGACCUGGAGGAGCUGGAUCCCGACUUCAUCAUGGCCAAGCAGGUGGAGCAGCUGGAGAAGGAGAAGAAGGAGCUUCAGGAGCGUUUGAAGAACCAGGAAAAGAAGAUUGACUACUUUGAGAGGGCCAAACGCCUUGAGGAGAUUCCUCUUACCAAGAAAGCUUAUGAGGAGCAGCGCAUCAAGGACAUGGAGCUGUGGGAACUCCAGGAGGAGGAGAGGAUCAGUAACAUGAAAGUGGAGCGCGAGAAAGCUCUGGAGCAUAAGAAACGCAUGUCCAGAAUGAUGGAGGACAAGGAGAACUUCCUGUCAAAAAUAACUGCCGCCCGUAGCUUCAUUUACGAAGAAAAACUGACAGCAUUCCAGGAGCGUUUGGUGGAGGAGAGGAAGAAACGUCUGGAGGAAAGAAAGAAGCAGCGCAAAGAAGACAGACGCAACACUUACUACCGCCAGAAAGAGGAAGACGCCCAGCGCAUCCACGAGGAGUCGCUCAAGAAAGAACGGGAAGAGCGUGAACGCCUGGAACAGGAGCAGAGGGAGGAGGAGGAACGGGAGUACCAGGACCGUCUGCGCAAGCUGGAGGAGCAGGAGCGGAAGCAGCGCGCUCGCCAGCAGGAGAUCGAGGAGCGAGAACGCCGGCGCGACGAGGAGCGAAAGGCCCCACCAGAGCGAGGACCGGAGGAGAAAACCAAGGAAUAUCCUGAGAAGGAAGAGGGAGGAGGAGGAGGAGGAGGAGGAGGAGGCUGGAGGAAACGUACCGAGGGAAACGAUUCAUCAGAGUGGCGUCGUGCUGUCCCAGACAAGGAGGACGAGGAUAAAGAGGACAAAGUGAGAGAUGCUCCUCGCAGAGUUGGAGACGACCGAGGGCCUCGCCGAGGCUUCGACGAUGAUCGAGGCCCACGCCGGGACGACGACCGUCCUGUGCGCAGAGGAUUUGACGACGACCGCCCCGUGAGACGUGGCUUCGAUGACGACCGCGGCCCCGUGAGACGUGGGUUCGAUGACGACCGCCCCGUGAGACGUGGUUUUGAUGACGACCGCCCCGUGAGGCGUGGCUUUGAUGACGACCGCGGUCCCCGACGAGGCUUUGACGACGAUAGAGGUCCUCGUAGAGGCAUGGACGACUCCCGGGCUCCCAGGCGCGGGGCUGACGAUGACUGGGGCCCCAGGAGAGGAGGGGACGAUGACCGAGGCGGUAGGCGAGGGAUGGAUGACGGGCCGCGUCGUGGUGGCGAUGACCUCAAACCCUGGAAACCCGUCAGCAAACCUGCUGGAGGAGGCUGGCGUGAGCGGGAGAAGGCCCGGGAGGAGAGCUGGGGGCCUCCACGGGACGGGGCCAACGAUGAUGAAGACGACGAAGAUGGAGACGACAGAACCAGCCGUUUCAAGGAACGUCGUCCAGUCAGCAGAGACGAGGGCGUUUGGAGGAGAGCAGGCACAGACGAUGCAAACACUUGGAGAGGAAGGGAGGAAGCUGAUCGCGAUGACCGUCGUACUGAGGAGCGUCGUGACCGCGAUGAGCGCCGCCCUGAGGAGCGUCGUCCUGAGCGCCGUCCAGAGGUUUCCAGAGAAACCCGGGACGAGCGUGAACCCAGACCCGUUUCCAGAGAUCAGGAAGAAGGGGGCUCUUGGCGUCGCGCGGGUGAAGAUACGCGAGAUGACCGGCCGAAGGAGAGGGAGCGUGAACCCGAGGGGGACAAGGGUUGGCGCACGGAUAAAGACCCUCGUCGCACCAAGAACGAGAUCGAUGACGACGGCUGGACCACCGUUCGCCGCUGAACAUCAGCUCCUGCCUCCAUUUCAAGCUGAUUCUUAGAAGUUACAAUGAUAAUAUUCAAAUGAUAAUAAGUGAUCCAUCAACCGUUUGGCCCUAAUGUCGAGUUAACGGCUACCAGCUUCUGAUAAACAUCUGUAGACUGUAGUGAUCCCAGGGUUUAUUUUAUCUUUAUUCUGUCUUUCUGCAGUCUUGAAACCAUUUCCUUGCCACCUAACCGAGCUUGUGUGCACUUAGGCGUCAUACAGACAUAAAUUGAACACCACUAGCAGCAGUGGUGAGGAGUGAUAUAUUAUUUUUUUUUACCCUACAUGUAGUGACUCAAAACUGGAAAUCCAUGUAUCUGCUUUGAUGCUCGGUGCAAACUUCUGCACCGCACGGACCGCAGACAUCACAGAUGCCACAUUUACGCCACAGACUUAGAUCUUCUGUAACAGCCGUUACAUGAAAUUUCAUGUUUUGAUUGACUGGUUUCUGCUUUUCAUCUGAUAAAAUGCUUCAUAGCCCGUUAAUAACCUACAGGACUUUACAUUUUGACGUGCAUGUGUUGAGUAUUGAAAUGGUCGCUUGAUAUCAGUAUGUGCUGUCUGUCUUUCUGCAAUCAGUAAUUUCCAACCCGAUUGCGAGUGUACAGACGAAGCCUUUAUUAAUAAAGAUGUUUGCUCACCA
Molecule: messenger RNA, 4595 nt
Organism: Cololabis saira (Pacific saury)
Lineage: Eukaryota; Metazoa; Chordata; Actinopteri; Beloniformes; Belonidae
Gene: eif3s10
Product: eukaryotic translation initiation factor 3, subunit 10 (theta)
Exons: 22
Coding region: 179-3931 (1250 amino acids)
Biological process (GO): formation of cytoplasmic translation initiation complex; translation reinitiation
Cellular component (GO): multi-eIF complex; eukaryotic translation initiation factor 3 complex, eIF3e; eukaryotic translation initiation factor 3 complex, eIF3m
Molecular function (GO): translation initiation factor activity; mRNA binding
Source: RefSeq, a predicted model, not a curated record